GGGGCCUAGAAGUCCCGGCCAAACCCGCCCCCGCGUAUAAAGCCCCUUCUCGGCUCUCUCUCUCUCCAUCUCUCCUCUCUCUUUCUCUCUCGCAGCCUUCCUCCCUGUAACUGAACAGUGAAAAUUCACAUUGUGGAUCCGCUAACAGGCACAGAUGUCAUGUGAAAACGCACAUGCUCUGCCAUCCACACCGCCUUUCUUUUCUUUCUGUUUCCCCUUUUUUUUCCUUGCUCCUUCUUCCUCUUUGUAACUAACAAAACCACCACCAACUCCUCCUCCUACUGCUGCCCUUCCUCCUCCUCUUCUGUCCAAGUGAUCACAAAAGAAAUCUUCUGAGCCGGAGGCGGUGGCAUUUUUAAAAAGCAAGCACAUUGGAGAGAAAGAAAAAAGAAAAACAAAAGCAAAACAAAACCCAGGCACUAGCCAGCCAGCACAUUUUUUUUUCACCCUUUCUGAAAACAAACAACCAACCAAACAACCAUCAAAACAAGUCACCACCACCAUCGUCAAAACUGUUAACAUAGCAGCGGCGGCGGCGGCGGCAAACGUCACCCUCUGGCCACGGCGUCCGCCUAAAGGGAUGAUUUUCUCAGCGGAGCAGCUCUUCGCCGACCACCUUCUUCACUCGUGCUGAGCGGGAUUUUUGGGCUCUCCGGGGUUCGGGCUGGGAGCAGCUUCAUGACUACACGGAGCGGGAGAGCGGCCACACCAUGCGAGCACAAAUUGAAGUGAUACCAUGCAAAAUUUGUGGCGAUAAGUCCUCCGGGAUCCACUACGGAGUCAUCACGUGUGAAGGCUGCAAGGGGUUCUUUAGGAGGAGCCAGCAGAACAAUGCCUCUUACUCCUGCCCAAGGCAGAGAAACUGUUUAAUUGACAGAACCAACAGAAACCGUUGCCAACACUGCCGACUGCAGAAGUGUCUUGCCCUAGGAAUGUCGAGAGAUGCUGUGAAGUUUGGGAGGAUGUCCAAGAAGCAAAGAGACAGCCUGUAUGCCGAGGUGCAGAAGCACCAGCAGCGGCUGCAGGAGCAGCGGCAGCAGCAGAGCGGGGAGGCGGAAGCCCUUGCCAGGGUGUACAGCAGCAGCAUCAGUAACAGCCUCAGUAACCUGAACAACGAGGCCAGUGGCACUUAUGCCAACGGACACGUCAUUGACCUACCUAAGUCCGAGGGUUAUUACAAUGUGGAUUCUGGCCAGCCGUCUCCUGAUCAGUCAGGACUUGACAUGACUGGAAUCAAACAGAUAAAGCAGGAACCUAUCUAUGACCUCACAUCCGUACCCAACUUGUUUACCUAUAGCUCUUUCAACAAUGGGCAGUUAGCACCAGGGAUCACAAUGACUGAAAUCGAUCGAAUUGCACAGAACAUCAUUAAGUCCCACUUGGAGACGUGUCAAUACACCAUGGAGGAGCUACACCAGCUGGCGUGGCAGACCCACACCUAUGAAGAAAUUAAAGCGUAUCAAAGCAAGUCCAGGGAAGCACUAUGGCAGCAAUGUGCCAUCCAGAUCACUCACGCCAUCCAAUACGUGGUAGAGUUUGCAAAGCGGAUAACAGGCUUCAUGGAGCUCUGUCAAAAUGAUCAGAUUCUACUUCUGAAGUCAGGUUGCUUGGAAGUGGUUUUAGUGAGAAUGUGCCGUGCCUUCAAUCCAUUAAACAACACUGUUCUGUUUGAAGGGAAAUAUGGAGGAAUGCAAAUGUUCAAAGCCCUAGGUUCUGAUGACCUAGUGAAUGAAGCAUUUGACUUUGCAAAGAAUUUGUGUUCCUUGCAGCUGACUGAGGAGGAGAUUGCUUUGUUCUCAUCUGCUGUUCUGAUAUCUCCAGACCGAGCUUGGCUGAUAGAACCAAGGAAGGUCCAGAAGCUUCAGGAAAAGAUUUAUUUUGCACUUCAACAUGUGAUUCAGAAGAAUCAUCUGGAUGAUGAGACCUUGGCAAAGUUAAUAGCCAAGAUACCAACCAUCACAGCGGUUUGCAACUUGCACGGGGAGAAGCUGCAGGUAUUUAAGCAAUCGCAUCCAGACAUAGUGAAUACACUCUUUCCUCCGUUAUACAAGGAGCUCUUUAAUCCUGACUGUGCCACCGUCUGCAAAUGAAGGCGACGACAGAACUGUCUCAUAGUCAUGGAAUGCAUCACCAUUAAGACAAAAGCAAUGUGUUCAUGAAGACUUAAGGAAAAUGUCACUACUGCAACAUUAGGAAUGUCCUGCACUUAAUAGAAUUAUUUUUCACCGCUACAGUUUGAAGAAUGUAAAUAUGCACCUGAGUGGGGCUCUUUUAUUUGUUUGUUUGUUUUGGAAACGACCAUAAAUAUACAAAUAUAGGACACUGGGUGUUAUCUUUUUUUUUUUUUAAUUUUAUUCGGGUAUGUUUUGGGAGACAACUGUUUAUAGAAUUUUAUUGUAGAUAUAUACGAGAACAGAGCGGUACUUUACAUGAUUACUUUUCCUGUUGAUUGUUCAAAUAUAAUUUAAGAAAAUUCCACUUAAUAGGCUUACCUAUUUCUAUGUUUUUAGGUAGUUGAUGCAUGUGUAAAUUUGUAGCUGUCUUGGAAAGUACUGUGCAUGUAUAUAAUAAGUAUAUAAUAUCUGAGAAUAUUAUAUAUGACAAUUACUUAUACAUGCACAGGCACUGUGGCUUAAAAUAUCAUACCUACUAGCAAAGGAGGUUCAGUCAGGCUCUCUUGAUUAUAUGUUAUAUGUUACUUUUACAUUAGACAAUCGGGAUUUUGUUUUCCCAGCCAGAGUUUUCAUCUGUAGUCAAUGGCGGGAUGGUACCAAUUCAGAAAUAAGUCUACAAAGGAAUAAUUAUAAUGCAUGGCCUCUGUAUAAAAACUCUUUUUUUUUUUUAAUCAAUGACAUCAAAGCCUUGUCAAGAUGGUACAGACUGGAGAAAAAAUAUAAAUAUUUAGAGCCAUUUUCCUGUUUUAAGAAUUAGGCCACAGAUAAUAAUAUUGUGGAGUCCAGAACUUUUUUGACCAAACAAUAGAUAUUUCCUGUUUUUCACCGGGACACAUCAAACACUUUUGCUUUGGAUUUCAGGUUGUGAAAGAAACUUGCUUUUGGUGCUUAUUGUGUCUUCAACAGGGAAACACAGUCUGUAGAUUACAACCACCAGCAAUUUUUUUUAAUAAAAUUAGAGUAAAAGAGUAAAUCAGAACCCAGUGUCUUAAUGCCAUUUCAUGUAAACAUUUCCCCUCUAACCAUAUUUUUUUGGGCAAAGAAGAGGUAAGGUAGAAGGAAUAAACAAAGUAAAGUAGUAGUUCUUUAUAUUCAUUCUCUAAUAAGUUUGUUAGAAAAAGCAGCAAUAAAGGAGGAGGCUGGACUUUAUAUGUCCUUCUAGUCUGGAGCCUCUAAUUUUUUUAAACUCCAAAAUGCUAUAUUAUAAAAAUAUAGCAAAAACUUGACAGAUUAGAAAAAAUGAUCUGAGUUAUUCUAUAGAACUAAUAUACCCCAAAGCCAAAACUAUUUCCUAUGCAGUUUGAAAUCGCAUUAUCCAUCUAAGCCUAAGAUUAUUUUUUAGCAACUUUUAAAAGUACAGAAUGCAAGAGGUGAAAUCAGGAUUAGAGAAUUUAGACUUUCUAGUACAAGUUGCCACUUCUCCACCUGCUCUUCAAUCAAAGUGAUCACCAGAAAAGCAUAAAUCCCAAGGAACUUGUUCUGCCUGUGCUCUGGAAACCUUACACCUUUGGUCUUAUCUGAUCCAAAAUAACAUUUUAUAAAAAGAAGGCAGAGGAGAGCUUUGUAUAUGACAAUGAAAAUUAUGGUCUCCUGUAAGUGUAGCCCAGCCACCAACUCAUGAGGUCCUGUCCUUUUCUCUUUGUCAAACACACACACACACACACACACACACACACACACACACACACACGCACAUCUGCUUGUAAAGUUUCCAUCAGCGGAAGCUUUGAUCUUUCUGUAAUCUCUUAUGCUCUCCUGAAGUUACAUAGUUGAGAGCCAUCUAUCUCCACAAUGCCACAGAACUCCUCAUUGAUGAUAAAACAGUUGUGUUAGUCUUUUCUUUUAGAAAACAGAGCAUUAUCCCAUCUCAUGAUUGAUUCAUUCCAAACCAAUAGGGAAAACCAAAAAGGCUUUAAAAUAAUGAAUCUCUUUCUCAACUACUGUUAUAUUCAAUUAAUUUAACUACAUUGAACCAAAUUACCUUCAGUGUCUAAGAAGACAGCUGUAGACUGCUUAUUAUGCUGCUACAGGGACUCAAUUCUUUUUGGUGUAAAUGUCACUCCUGCUAGCUCUUUGUAUAAAGAAUUAAUUCCAAGAGUCAUAUUUCCUUCUAAUGGAAAGAUUACUUUACUGAUUGCUAGGAAAACAGGGUAAUGGAAGGCACUCAAUUAAACUUAGCCGUUUCCAAAUGCAAUGUAUGUUUUAUGAUUGGCUUGUGAUAGGCGAUGUUUAAUGUGUCUACUUGGUGUUUCCCUUUGAGCUUUGAACUUAUGUCAAACUUUGUUUUCAUUGUUCUGUUGGCCUAGUGUUUUUCAUCGUCAGCCUGUAAUUCCUGCUCAGUUGCAAAGGGAAUCAUUUGUUUCCUCCAAUUUACCUUAGAGGAUUUAAAUUGGCUCAAUUGAUGAAGUGGCUGAGAAUUUUUUCCUCCCUUGUCCCAUGGGUGAUGUAGGAAAAAAGAUUGUUCCCCGCAUUUGCCUCAGGAGGUACUGGAUUUGAAUUUGUGUCAUUUCCACUAGUGCAAGCAACUUAAUUGGGAUGGCAUGAACCUUUUAAAGCAAGGGAACAGGAAACAACUAGCGACUGAACCAAAACAAAACAGGGAAACCAGUACAUGUUCAGCUCACUUCAGUUGAGAAAAGAGAUUUCCAUUUUUCACCACAGUUGCCAAAUCUGUCCCUUCAAAAGAGAGCCAAGUCAUAUUUUCAAUGGUAAUGAAGCACCUUUAAAAGCUGCCCUUUGAACAUCUGUGACUGCAUCUCAAGGUAUUUUGAAAUUUUGGUACUAACGACUUUCUUUGCCACAUGCAAUCUUUGUCCCUUCCACAUGAACACUCAUAAAUGUUCAUAACACAUUCAUGAUAAAGUGUGCACUGGAAGAAAGAACCCAUGAUCUGUACAUUUCAUGCUUCGUAAAUGACAAUCACUGCUUGACGCAGAUGUUGCACUGUACCCACUCAGGGAUGUUUUACUGAAGAAAAAAAAAAGGUACAUCAAGAAGGAGAAAAAAACAAAAAAACAGGAAAAUGACAACAAAAUGUAAAUGGCAUAAAUUAAAUAGCCAAUGAGAGUACCUCUCUGACAAGGCUUUCAGACCAAUGCGCAGUAACUUCAUGUUGUAAACUGAAUUUACUUUUACUUUUUAGGCUUGCUGACAAGUUGUUCACAAGUAAGGACAACUAAGUCUCAUUUUCUAAAAUCUGCUAAGAGCCAAAUAAUCCAGCUGCUCCAUUUAUAGGAAUAUGUAUCUCCCUGUGAACCCAAACUUCCUUCACAAGCCCCGAGCAAGGGAAAUACAGAAAUGUCAGUGGCAUUAGAUGAACCUGACAAGGGAGGUGAAACUGUACCUGUGCUCUGUAAAAGGAAAGGCAAAUUUUAGAGGGAAUAUAGCAGAAAAAGGGAUUCCAAAUCCAACUUAACAUCUCACAUAGACCCCUACUGUCCAUGAUUCGGGUCAUCUUUGUGUCCCUUUUUCUGCAACGCUUUUAUCCCCAAAAGCUCCAAGCGAGGGUGGAGAUGUACUCUACAAAUAUACCCUUUCUGGAUUUCCCUGUUUUAAUACUAUCUUCAGGGCUCCGGACUAAAAGAUCACUGGUUGGUGAAAACAGAGAAUAUAAUGGUCUCUUAGGUAAUUAGACUUCUUUGACUGAAUCUAAAAAACCUGAAAUCAUAGUGAACUCUGAAUAUUAACAAGAGGUGCCAAGGAGGCAUCAGUACAUUUUCUAUCAUAGUUGCCUUGUUCAGCACAUAACUUCACAGCAGUCAAGCUAAACUGUUUGUAGAAAAUCAUGCACAUGGAUAGUCAAUACACGCUCACUCUACACUCCUAUGUGUACCAGGCUUGAAUGCAAAAACAAUCCUUGUGUCCCAAGGACAACCUAAAAUUCAACCAGUUUUUUUGUUUUGUUUUUUUGUUUUUCAAAAACGUCAGAGGCAAAUGAUGUCAGUUUUGUUCCAUGUUCUUUGUUUUCAUUUAUUAUAGAAGCAAGAAAAGUUCUAUGGCUAUUGGAACUUGGAAGAAAUAAUUUUUUUCCUGAAUCUUUUUUCUCUAUAAACUUUUGUUUCCAAGGAAGUUAGUACAAUUGACAGUAAAUUCAGGCAAGGAUGUCUGUGCCCUGACAGAGCCACCAUUCAAUAGAACAGCAAUAACUUUAAAGUGUGCAUCUUUAGUGAAACUUUGCACAAAGUCCCCUGUAUAAAGAAGAAGAAAAAGCCCACCAUCUGCUUUAGAUGAAGUGGUAUUUGAUUUUCUAUCUCUAACUGCUAGUGAAAGCUGCAACCAAAUAUGGGGAUCUUUAGAUAGGAGUUCACAAACAUUUUAGGAUGGAGGACAGACCAGGGGCUCUCAGGACCAGAGGUACAUGUUCAUUUAAAGCAAGGGUUAAAAUUCAAAAAGCUGAGAACAGGGCCAGGGAGUUAAUGCAAAUGAGUGAAGCAGUCCAAGUGGAGAGCUGGCAAGGAAAUGCCCCAUCUGAAAAGGGCCAUCCAAUAGUCGGCUAAAGCUGAAGGGUGGCUAAAGCUUCUGAAUCUCAUAAAAUCUCUUGAGUUGUAAAUGAUGUCAGUUGGUUCAGAGCUUAGUGCAACCCAAACAAAUACAUCUCUGAACAGCAGACGGCUCAUAAUUUGCAACCUCCGGUUUAAGCAAAGUCGAAUUAGGGGCCUGUUUGGCUGGAGAUACAAGCCUGCAUGAUAUUAGAG
Hipposideros armiger (great roundleaf bat) is the source of this 6868-nucleotide messenger RNA. It is a transcript of the gene RORB, whose product is annotated as RAR related orphan receptor B. Lineage: Eukaryota; Metazoa; Chordata; Mammalia; Chiroptera; Hipposideridae. The transcript is spliced from 10 exons. The record is from RefSeq and is a predicted model, not a curated record. Gene Ontology annotation, molecular function: RNA polymerase II cis-regulatory region sequence-specific DNA binding; zinc ion binding; melatonin receptor activity. Bases 711 to 2090 code for a protein of 459 amino acids. Gene Ontology annotation, cellular component: nucleus. Gene Ontology annotation, biological process: regulation of transcription by RNA polymerase II.